GUCAGGUUUAGGAAGUUUCACUCUUUCUCCAGUGUAAACUCGUUUCAAAGCGAUAGUUUAAUCGGAAGCAGGACUUUUCUUUUUUUUUCGGCGGAGUUGUUAAAGUUACAGUCUUUGCAUUCGCGGGCCUGAAACACACAGAAUGACUGAAACAUUCUCAGGUGAGCAGCACACGCGCGUCCACGCGGACCGGUCCCCCGGGUUCCUGGAGCGUCUGAGCGCGAGCACCGGCGGCGUGAUCGCGGGAGUCUGUCUGUUCGCGCUGUCGUUCUACGUGCUCUUCACGAAUGAGGGGCGCGCUGUGCGCACGGCCUCGGCUCUGGAUGAGGGUCUCAAACAGGUCGUGUCUCUUCAUACGGAUGUGACGUUGGACCCCCAGAAUGACGGGCGUCUGGUUCACCUGUCCGGGCCGCUGCGGACCGCGCAGCCGCUGUACGACCCGAACUACAGUGUGACGGUGCAGGCAGUGAAGCUGAAGAGACAGGUGGAGAUGUACCAGUGGGUGGAGUACAGCGAGAGCAGGGACUAUGAGGAGAACGGAGAGAAGAAGACUGAAACCACAUACACAUACAACACUGAAUGGAGGUCAGAGGUCAUCAGCAGCAGGCACUUUGAUAAGGAGGUCGGCCACAUGAACCCCAGCGCGAUGGCGGUGGAGAGCGUGACGGUCGUGGCUCCAGACGUCUGGGUCGGGAACCUCUUCCUGUCUGAAGGGCUGGUGGAGCAGAUCAAUGACUUCCACACACUGAGUCUUCAAGGACUUCCUGUUCCUGUGAUGAACAACUUCCUGACGGUGUACGACGAUUACUUUUACCACACGACAAACCCUCGACGUCCAGAGGUCGGAGACGUGCGCAUUCGUUUCACUUACGCUGGUCUGAGUGGUGAUGGAGUCUAUCCUGGCCCCGCCCACAAGGUGAGUGUGGUGGCGAUGCAGCGGGGCGAUCAGCUCAAGCCCUUCAAGACGCGAUCCGGAGACGUGCUGGAGAUCCUCUACAUGGGCGAUCUAUCAGCAGAGGAGGUGUUCGACAGAGAACAUCAGCUGAACAACAUGAAGACCUGGGCACUGAGGCUUGGAGGCUGGGUGCUCAUGUUUCUGGGCGUCAGUCUGAGCACACGGAUCUUAUACACACUGGUGGACUGGGUUCCUGUACUGAGGGAGCUGGUGUCAGCGGGGCUGAAGAUCUUCGCGCUCUGCGUCUCGUGUUCGCUGUCUCUUCUCACCAUCGCCGCAGGAUGGAUCUUCUAUCGCCCACUGCUGGGCGGGAUGAUCAUGUUGCUCGCACUCCUGCCACUUCUCCUCGCACACGUCAGAGCCCCGUCCAAGAAAACCAAUGACUAGUUUGACGUCUCGCGCAACACCUCCAGCAGCUCUGAGCUUCUCUGCAGUUCUACACAGUGCUGCAGUCGAGAAGACUGCUUUCUUUGGGGUCCUUCAAUGCAGGAAACAUGACUUGAUGAUCAUUUUAUUUGUACAACAUAAACUGCACACAUUAACAGCCAAAUGCUCAUAUGUACUUCUAAACUUACAUCUUUAAAAAUAAGCAUAACAGCUUCAAAAUUCAUAUUCUCAGUACAGAUGUGUGUCAAUAAUUUUGUAGAGAAAAACCAGUAUUGUCAAGUUAUGUUUACCACAGAUAUUAUUUUACAUGUAAAAACUGGUGUUUCCAGUAAAAAUAUCUAAACAUUUGUAGAUCAAGAUACAUUUAAUGGAGAUUCACAAUAACUUAAGAUAUGAAGUCCUCUUUUCUAAAAAUAAAUAAACAUUUUGUUUAUGAUAAACAAAAAAAAAAAAACCUUUAAAAACGGAUCAAAGUUGAGUUUUUGCUCAGAACUAGAAUGAAUAUCUGUCAGUGAGGUCAGAGACAUGAUUUUGUUUUCCAAUUAAGAUAAUUUUCGGAUCCCACUGUCAGAUAUUUAUUACUUAAAGCAUAAACUCACUUCAUAUUGAUCAGUUUUUCAGAAAAAAAAUACUACUCAUCUGCAGUCAUUUUUUGUCUCCAGUAAAUUUCUCUUGAUGAAAGAAUAUUUGGAUAUUUGUACUAGAAAACAAUGAAAAUACAAUGUAAGAAAGUAAUUUUUGCAGCGCACUCAUAAAACUCCACUAUGAAAUCAAAUUGUUAUUCUGCAUUUUCACUUUUAUUUUUUCACAGGAACUUUAUUUACAAUCUGUUUUGUGUGUGUGUGAAGGAGUGUGAAAUAAAGAGCGAACCCACAA
Messenger RNA from Carassius auratus (goldfish), 2218 nucleotides. RefSeq names its product transmembrane protein 43-like. Gene Ontology annotation, biological process: lipid metabolic process; nuclear membrane organization. The transcript is spliced from 12 exons. The coding region runs from base 143 to 1342 and encodes 399 amino acids. Lineage: Eukaryota; Metazoa; Chordata; Actinopteri; Cypriniformes; Cyprinidae. The record is from RefSeq and is a predicted model, not a curated record. Gene Ontology annotation, cellular component: nuclear inner membrane.